Melopsittacus undulatus (budgerigar) is the source of this 1441-nucleotide messenger RNA. It is a transcript of the gene SLC38A8, whose product is annotated as solute carrier family 38 member 8. Gene Ontology annotation, biological process: amino acid transmembrane transport. Lineage: Eukaryota; Metazoa; Chordata; Aves; Psittaciformes; Psittaculidae. The coding region runs from base 1 to 1308 and encodes 435 amino acids. The transcript is spliced from 10 exons. The record is from RefSeq and is a predicted model, not a curated record. Gene Ontology annotation, molecular function: L-amino acid transmembrane transporter activity.
AUGGAGCUGGUGGGCGAGGCCCGGCCCCUGCUGCCGCCGCCGGGUCCCGCCGGGCUCUCCUCCGCCGGCGCCGUCUGCAUCCUGCUCAAGUCGGCGCUGGGCGCGGGGCUGCUGAGCUUCCCCUGGGCCUUCGGCAGGGCUGGCGGAGCUAUCCCGGCGCUCCUGGUAGAGCUGGGCUCGCUGGUCUUCCUGGUGAGCGGGCUGGUGGUGCUGGGCUAUGCAGCAGCCCUCAGCGCCCAGCCCACCUACCAGGGGGUGGUCCGGGUGGUGUGCGGGACAGCAGCGGGGAAGCUCUGCGAGGUCUGCUUCCUUCUCAACCUCUUCAUGAUCUCUGUGGCCCUCCUCAGGGUGGUGGGUGACCAGCUGGAGAAAUUGUGUGACUCCCUGUACCCCAAUGGGACUCUGAGUGGGGUCCUCCUGUCACCCCCUUGGUAUGCAGACCAGCGCUUCACCCUCUCAGCUCUCUGUGUCUUCGUCAUCUUCCCACUCUCUGUCCCCAAGGAGAUUGGCUUCCAGAAGUACUCCAGCAUCCUAGGUUCGUUGGCUGCCUGUUACCUCACCCUGGUCAUCAUCCUGAAAUACUACCUUCAGGCAGAGAGCCUGGGCUCUCAUGAGCCCUCCCAGCCCUCCAGGGCAUCCUCCUGGAUCUCCAUUUUUAGCGUCAUCCCCACCAUCUGUUUCGGUUUCCAGUGCCACGAGGCCUGUGUGACCAUCUACAGCAGCAUGCGCAACCAGAGCUUGUCACACUGGGUCACUGUCUCUGUGGUCUCCAUGCUCAUCUGCCUGCUCAUCUACUCCCUCACAGGGUUCUAUGGCUACCUGACCUUUGGAGAGGCUGCGGCACCUGAUGUCCUAAUGUCCUACCCAGGGAACGACCCUGUUGUCAUUGUCGCCCGCCUGCUUUUUGGUGUCUCCAUCAUUACCAUCUACCCCAUUGUGGUGCUGCUGGGCAGGUCGGUGGUACGGGAUGUGUGGGUGACCCCCAAGCAUAGAGCCAUGGCAGUGCCUGAGGCGCAGGAGCAGCGGAGCCGGGUAGUACUGACAGUCACCUGGAUGGCCACCACUCUCGCCAUUGCCCUCUUUGUCCCAGACAUCGGCAAGGUCAUUGAGCUCAUUGGGGGCAUCAGCGCCUUCUUCAUCUUCAUCUUCCCAGGCAAGAGACUGUGCCUGGUGUGCAUGACUGGGACCUGCACCCUCGGGCCACGCAAAAAGGCAGCUCUCAUCACCUGGGGUGUCCUCUCCGUGCUCGGUGGUGCCUUCGUCUGUGGGCAGAGCGCUGCCCUGGCCGUGCUGGGGCUGCUGCACUGAGGGGCCAUGGACCUGCCUCUUUGUGCCCCCCAGCAUGACGCUCCCACCAUGCCCUCGGCACAGCUACACCGCUGGAUCUCAUCACGGUUUUAUUUGGCAUGACCAUCCCCAUUAUACAGAGGCUAAUAAAGAC